Molecule: messenger RNA, 664 nt
Organism: Otolemur garnettii (small-eared galago)
Lineage: Eukaryota; Metazoa; Chordata; Mammalia; Primates; Galagidae
Product: transcription elongation factor A protein-like 5
Exons: 1
Coding region: 22-639 (205 amino acids)
Source: RefSeq, a predicted model, not a curated record
CAAAGAAGAGGAAUUCUCAACAUGGAAAAGCUCUACAAAGAAAAUGAAGGAAAGCCAGACAAUGAAGAGAACCUAGAAAACGAGAUAAAACCAGAAGAUGAAGGAAGUUCAGAUGAUGAAGAAAAUGGAGACAAGAAAAAGCCGGAAGUGAACAAGAAGCCAGAAUAUGAGGGAAAGCUAGAGGAUGAGGGAGAGCCAGAUGAGGAGGGACAAGAAGAUGAGGGAAAGCAAGAAAAGCAGGGGAAGUCCGAAGGUGAGGGCAAACCACAAGGUGAGGGCAAGACAGAAUCCCAGGCAAAGCCAGAGAGCCAGGCACCGGCUGCCGAGAAGCGUCCAGCUGAAGAUUAUGUGCCCCGGAAAGCAAAAAGAAAAACGGACAGGGGGAGGACUGAUGAUUCUCCCAAGGACUCUCAGGAGGACUUACGGGAAAGGCAUUUGAGCAGUGAGGAGAUGAUGAGAGAAUAUGGAGAUGUGUCAAGGGGCCAGGAGGAGCUAAAGAAAAAGCAGAAAAUGGGUGGUUUUCAUUGGAUGCAGAGAGAUGUACAGGAUUCAUUCUCCCCAAGGGGCCAACGGGGUGUCAGAGGGGUCAGAGGGGGAGGUAGGGGCCAGAAGGACUUAGAAGAUGCUCCAUAUGUUUAACAUUUUGGCCUUCAAUUCUGAUUUC